Messenger RNA from Rhizopus microsporus ATCC 52813, 854 nucleotides. RefSeq lists its product as uncharacterized. The transcript has a single exon. NCBI's taxonomy places the organism in Eukaryota, Fungi, Mucoromycota, Mucoromycetes, Mucorales, Rhizopodaceae. The coding region runs from base 27 to 755 and encodes 242 amino acids. The record is from RefSeq and is a predicted model, not a curated record.
AAUAUCAACAACUUAAACUUUUAAAAAUGAGAUUCCACUUGGCUACUCUCUUCUUCUUCCUUAUGGCUAUGGUCUUUACCACCUCUCAUGCCUCUCCUAUCAUGGAAAGAGACACUGAGCUCUCUUCUCUUGCCAACUUGGUUGAGCGUAAUCUUAGCUUCCCUGUUACUCCUGAUGACACUUUAGUUGCCAAGAUCAUGGCUGCUGUCAAGGCUGAUCUCAAUGUUAAGGUCUUUGCUGAUAUCACUGCAAACAUUUGUGAAAAGAUCAAGGCCGGUUUACAAGUUGACGCUAGCGUUCUCGGUGGUAUCAUCAGCAUCGAUGGUCUCCAAAUCAAGGCUAUUCAAUCUGCUGUUAUCAAGAACUUGAAGGUUAACUUGGAUGCUACUGUCAAGGCUGAUGUUGAUGCUAAUGUCUAUGUUCCUCUCGAAGCUGACCUCCGCAAGUUGCUCGGCUCUACUCCUCUCACUAAGGAACAACUCCUCAAGAUCCUGGUUGACCUUGAAGUCCAAGCUAAGGCUCUUGUCAAGGUUGAACUUCCCAAGCUCGAUGUUGCCUUGAAAGCCAAGAUUGAGGAAGAGAUUCAAAUAGCUAUCAAGAAGGCCUCUGUUAACAUUCCUAUCAUUGCCAAGGUUGAUAUCAAAGUUACUGUUGAUGAAAAGGCUACUGUUGACGUCUGUAUCGAUAUUGCUGUCAAGGCCUGUCUUGCUCUUGAUGUUAAUGCUUCUGCUCAAGUCAUCCUUAACGGAUUGUAAGGACUAUAGUAGUGAAUCAGUCCUAUCCUUUCUCUCUUUACAUGUAUCAUUAUUUGUAGCUUUAACAAAGUCAAAUAAAUUAUUCCUUUUAAUAGCACA